CAGGGUCUGUCCAGAGUCCGCCCCGCCCCCCGCCCGGCCGGGCCGCGGGGUAGGGAGCGAGGCGCUGUCUGGGACAGCCGGGCUCCCAGGAACGUGGGUCCCCGCGGCUGCGGGACGCGGGCGCUGGCCCCAGGGAGCGGCGGCGACAGCACCCCGGCGGAGGAGCGCAGCGCAGAGUGGGACCCUUCCUGCUCCUCCUCAAACCAGAUCAAAGCUCCUCUUCCAGAAGCCUUCCCUGACUGCUCUGACCGUGACCUCUGCCCCUCUGCUGGGGACACCUGAGAGACCACCCCCCACUGAGAAUCAUCGUGGGCCUCUGGAUUUCAGUGUCUCUCUGUCGUGACAGACACAACCUCCAUCCACAUCAGGACAGUGCACAAUUUGCUAGCACCGUGGAGCACCCACCUGCCCCUGUCUUACUCAUUCCUCAUGAGCUGUCACAGGAGCCCCCUGUGGGCUGUGGCACUGCCUGCCCUGAAAAAUGCUGGAGGCUGGGCGUUGCCCCAGGCCUGGGGACCUGUUUUUCCUGUUUCCCACAGAGUUUCUGGCAGCCUGGUCCAGGCAUGUGCAUUCAUGAGUGAGGAACCUGAGCAGGCGCUGAGCAUCCUGACCUCAAGAGCAGGGGCUGGUCAGGGCGAUGGCAGAAGGCCCUGGGAAUGGCACCACCAAUGGCACCUGGGAUGGGAUUGAGCUGGGCUACAAAUGCCGCUUCAACGAGGACUUCAAGUACGUGCUGCUGCCCGUGUCCUAUGGCGUGGUGUGCGUGCUGGGGCUGUGUCUGAACGCCGUGGCGCUCUACAUCUUCCUGUGCCGCCUCAAGACCUGGAACGCCUCCACCACCUACAUGUUCCACCUGGCCGUGUCGGAUGCGCUGUACGCGGCCUCCCUGCCGCUGCUGGUCUAUUACUACGCCCGCGGCGACCACUGGCCCUUCAGCACGGCGCUCUGCAAGCUGGUGCGCUUCCUCUUCUACACCAACCUGUACUGCAGCAUCCUCUUCCUCACCUGCAUCAGCGUGCACCGAUGCCUGGGUGUCCUCCGCCCGCUGCGCUCCCUGCGCUGGGGCCGGGCCCGCUAUGCCCGCCGGGUGUCCGCGGCCGUGUGGGUGCUGGUGCUGGCCUGCCAGUCCCCCGUGCUCUACUUCGUCACCACCAGCACCCGCGGAGGCCGCAUCACCUGCCACGACACGUCGGCGCCGGACCUCUUCAGCCACUUCGUGGCCUACAGCUCGGUCAUGCUGGGCCUGCUCUUCACGUUGCCCUUUGCCGUCAUCCUGGUCUGUUACGUGCUCAUGGCGCGGCGCCUGCUGAAGCCGGCCUACGGCACCACGGGAGGCCUGCCGCGGGCCAAGCGCAAGUCCGUGCGCACCAUCGCCGUGGUGCUGGCUGUCUUCACCCUCUGUUUCCUGCCUUUCCACAUCACCCGCACCCUCUACUACUCCUUCCGCUCGCUUGACCUCAGCUGCCGCACCCUGGACGCCAUCAACAUGGCUUACAAGGUCACCCGGCCGCUGGCCAGCGCCAACAGUUGCCUUGACCCCGUGCUCUACUUCCUGGCCGGGCAGAGGCUCGUGCGCUUUGCCCGAGAUGCCAAACCGCCCACAGACCCCAGCCCCACCGCCCAGGCCGGUCGCAGGCUGGGCCUGCGAAGGUCGGAAAGGCCUGACCUGCAGGGGGCAGAAGACGUGUCGGCCAGCAGUGAGGACUCCAGGCGGACCAAGUCCACGCCAGCUGGUAGUGAAAACACUAAGGACAUCCGGCUGUAGGACCUGAAGCCUUUGGGCCUGUGCAAGUUUAUUUGGAGGAGCAGGGAGAGGUCGAGGAGCAGGGAGAGGUCGAGGACCAGGACUUGUGCAAAUGGGAUGGUCUUCCCAGAUAUGGAUCAUCAGCGGCUCAUGCUAGAUGAUCGAGGAAGCCAUGACCCCAUGCUCUGUCAUUUGGCAGGGGCUCAGGAUACUCCCUCCUCCACUGUCCAGAAGAGAGUCCACUGUCCCCAUAGUCCCCACUUGUCAUUCGUAUGUGCGAUUGGGGGAAUAUGGUUUCACGGAAGGAAACCAUGUUCAUGGCCAGUGCUGCCCCUGGCCUGACUCCCAUGUGGAUUAGCUGGCUGUGCCCGCCAAGGUGCCCAGGCUGGAGUCUACUCUAUUUAAGUCAAAUAGAGAAACAGGACCAGAGAGGAAGGUGUCUUAACAAAGGUCACACAGCAAGGUCUGAGUCUGAGCCACCUGGGGUGGGGGCAGAGUCACAGGUUGGCUGGAGGACCCUGAUGAGUAGUCAGGGCUGAGUUCUCAUGGUGGUCGGGAGCAGGACUGGGUGCCACAGUGGACUCAGCUGUGAGGAGUACCCCCUGCCCAAGAAACGAGCAUCUGGGAACUGAUGUCAUAGACUCCUCUGGAGGCUCCCCCGGGCUGGGAGCCAGUGUGAAGCUGUAACUUAUACUAAAGGUUUUGUUGUCUGCCAAGCUGUGCCCUAUUGUGUGGUCAGAGGAUGGGGAUAUAGUCUGGGAAUCUUUCAACAUCCACACAAGGGGCCCUUCUCCAAUCUGUCCUCUUCUGCCACCUGCCUUCCCACUAGUAGUCUCGGGGUAGUCUUAUAACCAGUUCCAUAAGCAAGAAAACAUUUUUUAUAGGUUUUUUUUUGUAGUUAUCCAUAUUUUCAGUUCCCAGGCCAGUAUGAUUUGCUGACCAGAGCUUUGUAACUUUCUGUUGCACUGAUGCAUUCCCUUUUGAGUUUCUUUCCCAGAAACCGCAGAACCUCCUUGCAGCCACGAGAUAACUACAAAGCCUCACACCACCUGUUUGUCCAGAGAAUACAUGAUAAGCGAUUUUCCACCACAGAUAGUGCCCAACGACCCACUGAGCCUGCACACUAGGCUAAAAGAAUGACCAGUAUUAACCCCUAGCUCAUUAUAAUACUAAAAUCCCUGCUCUGGGAGGGACGUAUCCCUUUUUGAUCAUGGGACAUAUGUACUAACAUGAUUUUUCAUCUCUCUUGUGUGCACUGCACUCUUCCCCAAACACAUAGUGAUGCUCACUCCCCUGAUGUAUUUUUCAUUUCACCUCCAAAAAAACCCCUGACCCUGUUGGUUGGGGAUUUAAACCAGUUCAUACCUCCCACCUCCCAAAUGACAUGUCCACUAAAAUAAAUCCUUUCUUCCUUGACAAUCCUCAUUAUCUCAGUAAUUGGCUUUCUAUGCAGUGGACAACAUUAAACCCCUCUUAUGGGUUCGUUAACAGUCUCACAUCAGGGAUUCCCUCUCCAGACCCCAGGUAUACCCCACUUUAAAGCCAACUGGCUCCUGUGCCUGGCUCUGUGCCAAGCAUAGAGUCAGGUGGGGUCCCAGUCCUUGGGAUGCCUUAGUUUAGGUAAUGACCAAUCACUUGCUGACAAAUGUUAGACCAUUUAACUGGAUCUCCAGGGAGCUGAGGGGACCCCCUUAUUUGUAGCAUUGCCGAUUGCCAUGGUACGAAUACAAGGUCACCUGGCCACUGGCCAGCGCCAACAUGGUAGGCCAGCGCCUACCAUGGCCAAUUUCAACUACAAACCUGAUGUGCACCUCCUUGCAAAAUCCCUGAGAAAUUAACAGUUGGCUCUUGCAAGCAGGUACGGGCUGCUCUAGCACACCACUGGGCAAUGCUGAGUGGAUGGGGCUGUGUGCCAGGGAGGGGACUCACGGAGUAGGAGACUCCUGAGUUGUAGCUUCCGAGAAAAGCCGUCACCAGGAGAACAGCCAGGUUUAGGAUACAUCCUAGGGGUAAGAGAGACAUGGGGGCAAGAGAGCAUGGUUUGCAGGCAGACAGCUGGCACAGGCUCAGGGCAUGGAAGAGGCUGGGGCUGGGUCUCAAGGAGGCCAAAGCAGGGCUCCCUCCUUGCCCUGUCCAUGAGGUUUUCCUUGCACCGCAGAUAAGUGUGAGAGAGACUCACUCUUCUUCCCACGCAAUCCCUUGCCUUCUGGCAAAAUCCCAGCUGUGUGGCAGGACGGUUGGUGCUCAGGCUGGAUCAAGACUUAACCUGGAGGAGAUAGGUCUCACCCCUGACAGGUCCUGGGUCCAGCCGGGACCACUCCGAGCUGAUUUGUGGAGCUCAGCUGGAUGGAGUCCAGCACCUAGCCCCUGGGCAGCAGAAGGACAAAGCUGACAGGCCUCACUCUUGACCUCAAAGACAGGGACUCACUGCUCUGGCUCUGGGAGAACCCUUGCCCUGUGUGCCGACUCUGCCUACCUCCUUCGACUUCUCUACCCUCCCACUCUGCCUUGUCAAAGGCAGGGCACCUCCAGGGGCUGCUCUAUUCAGAGCCUCGCUCCACAACUCCCUCACGGGAGAGAGACUCAUCACAGUUAUCACUCUGCCUUGUACAAUGUGGGUGACCUGCCCAGAAUAGUGUGAGGUACUCACCUCCCACAUUCUAGGUUCUAUACUUCUGUUAAUGUCGCCAGAGUCCCUCUGAGCUUUCUUAGUGACUGCCUCUUACACACUGUCCUUGACCUUUCCCGCAGGCCCAAACCUAUCUCUUUCCUACCAGUUGCUGCCCCGGCUGAACCCCAUCCCAGUUUACAGGGCGCCCCCACCCAGGCGAGAAGCCCUGCAGGCCAGGAGUGUGAGUGCUGAGUUCUGACCCUCUCAGACCUGCUUAGACCUGGAGGCAGGGGCUGUAUCAUGACUUCAGGGGUCCUUAGUGGGCAUCUGUGUUUGGGGGUGGGACUAUGACCACUGCAGGCCAGAGUUCCCCUAGGCCCCGUUUCUGUCAGGUCCUGCUCUCCUAGCCCUCCUGCAGCUGCCCUAGAGACGCUGUGAACCCAGGACCAGAGGAGGGGCUUAGUCACCAUCUAAUCCUGUGGCAGAUGUGGGUGGAGGUGGGGAACGGAGACCCCUGGGGACUGGGGACAGACCAGGGCCCCAGCCCUGGACCUCAGCUGGACUGCCUGGCCCCUAGGUAUAUAGACAUCGGCCUUGCUGCUUGGUGCCCAGGCAUGCGCCUUGCGGGCGAGGUUCCUGCCUUGCUGCCUUGUGCUAUUUUCAGCCCAAGCAAGACUAGGAUUUUCCACUCCCAGCCCCAGACCAUUGUCCAGCGGUGACGUGGGGGGACCUGCCUGCCCUCAAAAUAUCUCUUCUUACUCUCUGGGCCUCCCUGCCCCUUCCCACCUCCCCGCCCUGACAUCACUUCCUGGGGCUGUUGACUCAUGAAGGCCACUGCAAAAGGACAAGUGAGUCGCCCAGCCAUGGGACAGGACCCCAGGGAUUAUGCAAGCCAGCUGCAGACUCAAGGCCAGUGAGGGGCGGGGCCUUGGCCAAGGUCAUUGAGCAGGUCAGCGCGGCGCCUGGAUGUGAGCCAGGGGCUCAGGAUGUGAGCUCAGGCUGCUGCUGCUGCUUCAGUGCAGGUCGGUGCCAUGGUGGGAAUCCUGCUGUCACCCGCACUCCAGCUCCUCUCGUCCUGGAGCUGAGGCAGGGACGUGGGCAACAGGUGGGAGGAGGGAAAGGGUAGAGAGUCAGGUGUUGGGGGGGCCUGCUGAUGUGUCUGCCACAGCUGUUCCCAGUGAGGCCGUGUGGCACAUAGAGGUCUUUGCCCUGGGUGGCAGAUGUCCCAGCACCCGGGAAGGAGGGGGAAUCCCAGAGGACAUCCCACACACACCCUCCAAGUUAGGAGAGCACAUAGACAACAUCUUCUCCACGCAUAGUUGCUUCAGUCUUGGUCCAGGUAAGGCUACCACAUCUACCCUUCUGCCACCCUUGUCAUGGCAGAUUUGGGCUGAUGUGUUUAGAAUCAGGCACACGGGGGAGGGAACUAAUGUACUGACCCAUGUCCCAGGCGCCACUCUCUCACGUGUUCUCCACAACAACCCUGUGACACGGACAGUAUCAUCCCCAUUUAGCAGAUGCGGAAAUGGGAGACGGGGGUGAGAAGGGAGGACUUGGGCAGGUCACACAGGCAGAGGGUGGGUGAGUUGAGAUUGAGUCCAGGGCCAUCCAAUGCCCAGAUUCAGGCCCUUUCUAGUGUCCCACAGCACACUCGAGCCUUGCAGGGCAGGAAGGGCUGUAAGUGACACUUCACAUGAUUCGAGAUGAGAGGGACAGUGUAGCGAGGAUGGGGUUAAGGGCACAGAUGUUACGCCCAGAUGGCCUUGGUUUGAAUAUUGUCUCUACUUUUCCAGCUGUGGCAAUGUGGGCAAGUUACUUAGUGUUGCAGCACCUGGGUUUUCUCAUUUCUACCGUGAGAUACCGCCACUCAUGUAGGGCAUUUGGGGGCUUCCCCGGGCCACUCCACGUGAAGCACAGAGGCAAACAGGCUGGGCCUGCCCCACGGAGUUGAUGUCACGUAACAUGUAACCACAUUGGGAUGAACAUUUCAGAGGAGAGGACAGUGUGCCUGGGCAGUGUGGGACAGGGGGCCUGACAUCUCCGGGGACCCCUAUGGAGGUGGGAGGACAGAAGCAGGUCCAUCCUAGGGGAGGCGUGGGACCAGCCUCUGCCCUGCCUGGCACUGGGUGGCUUUCAGGCCCUCGGGCCUGAGUUGUUUACAGAGCCUUGUCCAGGUGCCUGGCUGUGGGAGGGCGAGGGAGAGGGGACAGUGGGAGGAGGAAGGGAGGAGGAGGGUGAGUUCCUGCCCACCCAUGGCCGCAGGCGAGCCGUUCCUCCCUGAAUGGCGGUGCCCACCACGGUGGUCUGCCACUGCACUUUGGGUUCAGCCAAGAGUCCUGAGAUCAAGUAUGGCAGGACUGACCUGGAGAUGGUCCAGGGCAGGCAGUGAAUGAGCAGCUUUUGCUGUGUGACUGGAGGCCACCUGCCUGCCUUCUCUGGGCCACACUCCGCAGCCUGGAGACCUAGCUUCCUGCGUUCCAGCUCCCCCACCUCCGCCCUGACAUCCUCAUCACAGGCACAGCAACGGCUGCGCCCCAGCCAUUCCCAAGACUCACCAGGCUCUUGGUUCUGAGGACUAGAGCGGGGGCAGAGGGUCUCUCCUGGCAUCAAUGACCAGAGAGGUGAAGUGGCUCCACUGCCGCCACAUGGUACAAAGUCUGAAGCUCCUGCAGGGUGGAGGGUGGAGCGUGGCCAGGAGUGACUGGGCCGCAGGGUGGGGAUGUGCUUGUGCACAUGAGGGCUGGGGGUCAGGACUGAGCCCCAGAGUCAAACUCUCAUCCUCCUCUGCCCUGAUGCACCGUGUAACUUGGGUGAGUCACUGCUCCCCUCUGGGCCUCAGUUUCCUCAUAUUUGAUGGGGCUUGGCCCUGCCCAGCCACUCUUCCUCCAGCAGGGGAUUCCUGGGCUUUCCUCUAUCUUGGCUCCAGUCCAGCCCCAUGUCCACUCUCGGCCCUGUCCUAGCCAGUGACAAUGGGCCAGGCAGGGCCAGUCACUCAUUGGCCCCAAACCCUGUCUUCAGGGGCUCCACCCACCACCUUGGGCUAUUUUCGGCCCUUGCAGAUGAAGUCAGAAAAGGACUUUCCACUCCAAGCACAAUAACUUUCCUGGACCAUUGUCCAGCAGUGACAUGGGGGACCCACCUGCCCCAAAAUAUCCCUGUCUCUACCCUCUGGGCCUCCCUGCCCUGCUCCUCCCCUCCCCGCCCUGACAUCGUUUCCUGAAGGGCAUUGUGAAACAGCACAUGAGAUCCCUGGGAGACAUGACCAGUUGGAAUCAAUUUUUCCUCCCGGCAGGGGCCCCAAGGAUUGUUUGCCUGCUCAGUGGGACUGGAGGCCCAGAGAGGGCUAUACUCUGCCUAGAGUCACACAGCAGUCAGGGUGGACCCCAGACAUGAGCCCAGGGCUCUCUUGCUGCUCCUACUGUCUCGGCCAACUUCAGCAUCUCUAGUCUGUGUCUCCUGCAGCUCCCCUUCCAAGUCCAGGAUGGGCAUCCUGGGAAGAAGCCUGCGUGGCGUGGGUGGGAGGGGUGCAUCUUGGGUUCUGACCUUGAAGCAGUGAGCUCUGUGCAGGGGCCUGAUCUUAAAGCCGGUUCUCCCUAUUCAGUCCUGUUUUUACCAAAUGUGGCUGUUAUGGACUGAAUGUCUAUGCCACCACCCCCAUUCAUAUAUUGAAAUCCUAAGUGCCAAGGUGAUGGUAGUAGUACCUUUCGGAGGUAUUGGGUCCUGAAGGUGGAGCCCUCGUGAAUAAGAUUAGUGCUCUCCCACUCUCUGCCAACCACGUGAGCCUACGACGAGAAGUCGGCAGGCUGUAGCCCGGAAGACGGCUUCACCAGAACCCGACGUGCUGGCACCCUGAUCUCAGACUUCCAGCCUCCAGAACUGUGAGAAGUAAAUGCCUGUUGUUGACAAGCCACCCAGUCGAUGGUAUUUUGUUACAGCAGCCCGAACUAAGACAGUGGCUUUAGGUCGCGCUGAACUCAAGGUUACCAAGUAGCAGCUCUAGGGAAGGAGGAGGGCUGGGGACACAGGCCAGCUGAGGCAGGAGCAGGGUUCUGGCUUCCUUCAGCCACCAACAGUUCUGUGACUGCAAGCUCAGUCCCUUCAUCUGUAAAAGGGAAUGGGGAAGACCUCUUUCCCCAGUUUAGGGGACAGUGAGAACGCAGUAAGGCGCACACAGCUGUCUUAUUUUCCUCCCGUCCGUGAUGCCUGCUCAGCGAUGUGUGAUGCCCCUUUCCCAUUCGAGAACUGCAUAUUUGGCAAACUACUUCUAUGUCACAAAUAAAGUCAAGUUUAAAAUCUCA
Molecule: messenger RNA, 8653 nt
Organism: Microcebus murinus (gray mouse lemur)
Lineage: Eukaryota; Metazoa; Chordata; Mammalia; Primates; Cheirogaleidae
Source: RefSeq, a predicted model, not a curated record